This is a messenger RNA of Eupeodes corollae, 2580 nucleotides long. It is a transcript of the gene ETHR, whose product is annotated as growth hormone secretagogue receptor type 1. Gene Ontology annotation, biological process: G protein-coupled receptor signaling pathway. The record is from RefSeq and is a predicted model, not a curated record. The transcript has 4 exons. NCBI's taxonomy places the organism in Eukaryota, Metazoa, Arthropoda, Insecta, Diptera, Syrphidae. Gene Ontology annotation, cellular component: plasma membrane. Gene Ontology annotation, molecular function: thyrotropin-releasing hormone receptor activity. Bases 559 to 2184 code for a protein of 541 amino acids.
AGAAGGAUCAAAGGGAGGAGUAGAACACUCUAUAUCAGUUUCAGGAGUACGGCGCGGCGACCGACAUCGAAACCGACUACGAGCAACAGCAGGCGCAAGUCGUUAGCUUUCAGGAUAACAAAGUUACACAAUAAUGUUUCGGAUGUUGUAAUUGACCACCCCUAUUCCGGAUAUUUAGUGUUAAUAGCCCCCCAGGCUGUGGUUGAAGGUGAAGUCGAACAAGAAGUCGAUUCGGUUCCACAAUUGCAACAACAGAGACGCCUCUGCCGCCACCGGUGUGGUCUUCAUCGUCGUCGUCGUCAAAGACAACAACUACUGUUGCCACAUCGAGCAUCGGAGAAUGCCAGUUGUAGUUGGGUUAAAUUACUCAUCACAGCAACGACCUUGUUCAAUGCAGCAUCAGUGACUUCGACCAGAAUACCAUCAUCGACAUCAAGUUCUAGUUUCUACCGACAUCAAGGUGCUGCGGUGGUGGAGAGUAUCAUCAUCGCCGGCGGCAGCAGCAUUACGUCGACUGCGAUAAUUCCCGGAUAUUCCUCCUCCUCCGAUGGCGGUGGAAUGGGCAUUUCCGGGGGUGGCGUCGCCGCCACUGCCGUCCAGCUGGAGGGUGGAUCUUCCAAUGUCACCUCAAACGCAACCACAUCCUCCGAGAAUCACUUCAAUAGCACAACGGAGAUGCCACAAAUUCCAUCAUACAUACGGACAACGUCGAUGUUUGUAUGCAUCUCAAUUAUGAUCUUAGGAGUCAUUGGUAACGUAAUGGUGCCAAUCGUAAUCUUAAAGACGAAGGACAUGAGGAAUUCAACAAACAUAUUCCUAACAAAUCUCAGCAUAGCCGACUUGCUUGUGCUGCUCGUAUGUACACCAACAGUAUUAGUCGAAGUUAACACACGUCCCGAAACAUGGGUUCUUGGCCAGGAAAUGUGUAAAGCAGUGCCAUUUGUUGAACUGACUGUCGCCCAUGCCAGUGUCCUUACUAUUUUGGCGAUAUCCUUUGAAAGGUAUUACGCCAUCUGUGAGCCACUCAAGGCCGGCUACGUGUGCACAAAGACUCGCGCUUUUCUCAUAUGUGUUUUCGCAUGGGGGGUGGCUGCUCUCUUCACCAGUCCAAUCCUCUGGGUGGCCGAGUACAAGUUCGUGGAGUACUUUGACGGAUCAUAUGUUGCCGCCUGCCUCACUCAAGCCGUCACCACAUGGACGAUAGCCUUCUUCCUGAUGACAAUUUCGAUAUUCUUCGUCAUUCCCCUAAUAAUCCUCAUCAUCUUAUACGGAAUCAUCGCCAAGAACCUAAUAUCCAAGGACGGCCCCAUGAUGAAAAUACGACCAACUAAACCCGAGUUCAGUUACAAAGCUCGCAAGCAAGUUGUGAUGAUGCUGGGUGCAGUAGUCUUAUCGUUUUUCCUCUGUUUGCUGCCCUUCCGAGUACUCACUCUGUGGAUUAUCCUUAGCUCGGAUCAAGCUCUCUUUGCCGUUGGCGUCGAGCGGUACUACAACUUGUUGUACUUCUCCCGCAUCAUGCUCUACCUUAACUCAGCCAUAAAUCCCAUUCUUUAUAAUUUAAUGUCAACAAAGUUUCGCAAGGGAUUCCUUAAAUUGUGCAUCUGCUGCAAGCCAUUCGCCAAGACAUUCCAAUUCCGUCAUCGUACACCCACCCUCACCACCAACACCACAUCGUCGAGUUUCCUAUCGCGGAGCUCCAAUCGUCGCCCCUCGGACGACCUGCGGAAUCGAGUUGGCCUUAAAAUUGAUUUGCAACAGAAGGAGUGCGAAGUGGGAAUGCUGUCGUCGAAGUCAAAGUGUGACUCGUCAACUGUUAUCGACGAGUGCAGAAAGCUUUCUCUGGCAAACAACCGCCGGAAGUUGAGUUCCUUAGAUAACGAAGAUGAAGACGAAGUCAUUGCCAUUGGAGUCACGAUGGCAGAACCAGAUGAGGGAAACGCCAACAGCAACAUCAAAGACCAUCCGGACGAGGCGAGAGGGAAGUUAUUAAAUUGUCGCAAGAAGUGCAAGAGACAAAUAAGUUUCGAUGAAAAUGUCAUUGUGAAUAGUGAACGCGGAGUCAAUGGGGAGAGAAUUGUUUAUCAAACAAGCCUUGAAGAUAAGAUUUGUGGCAGUGGCAAGAAGGAUACUAGUGUUAUAAAUUUUCUACCAACUCAAAGCCUACGGAAUAGUUUACAAAAAUAACAAACACACAAACCAACUGCCCACUGCAUCAGAAAAAAAAAUAUUUACAACGACAAAAGACGACCACGAUUACUUUUUGAAGAAAAGAAGGAAAUGGGUUUCGGGUAAAAUAUUGAGAUUGAAAUAGAAUUACAUGUAGGUAUUUAGGUACACUACACAUAAACCGAGUGCUGGAGGUGUUAUUGUUUGGAAAAUGAGUUGACUUAACAGGGAUUGAGAAUUCAAUUCAAUGAAAUUCUAUUUUUUGAUAUAAAGAUUUUUAAACAGGGUUUUCCAAUUAGAGGUUUCAUUUUAAUAUAGAAAAAAAAGGAAAAUUUAAAUAUUUUGUCUUUACUUGCAAAAAAGAUAAAACCACAAAAUAAAAUGCUUUAAUGUUGCACACGGUCACUUGAAAAU